Pocillopora damicornis (cauliflower coral) is the source of this 2942-nucleotide messenger RNA. RefSeq names its product excitatory amino acid transporter 1. Lineage: Eukaryota; Metazoa; Cnidaria; Anthozoa; Scleractinia; Pocilloporidae. The record is from RefSeq and is a predicted model, not a curated record. Gene Ontology annotation, molecular function: neutral L-amino acid transmembrane transporter activity; L-glutamate transmembrane transporter activity; glutamate:sodium symporter activity. Gene Ontology annotation, cellular component: plasma membrane. Gene Ontology annotation, biological process: L-glutamate transmembrane transport.
UUUAAAGGAUAAGCUUCAUGCGCCGAUUGUGACAACAUCGAGACACUGUGAGGAAUUGAACGGGAACUUUACCAUAGAAGUUGGUUUCAACAGCAAAUUAUUUUUCUAGCAACACUGAAAUGUCUUCACUCGAGUUCCCAAGCAAAACGCCAGAAGAGGGUAAAGAAAUGGCAACGACUUUCGGAGGGUCAGACAACGGCUGCGGCCGCUGUUGCCGGUCAUUUUGUGGGGUGAUCAGGAGAAAUCUGCUCGUCGUUUUGCUGGGCAUCGGAGCUGCAAUAGGCUUUUUGAUUGGGGCGGUUAUCAACCCGACCGUGCAAAAUAUCGAGAAUCCAGAAACGAAGGCUACAACAACCAUGCUGAUCGGUUUCCCCGGGGAACUUCUCAUGAAUAUGCUGCAAGUUAUAAUUCUUCCACUCAUCGUGGCCAGUCUGAUCACUGCUGUGUCACAUCUCGAUGCAAGAGCGACCGGUAAGAUCGGGCGUCGUGCAUUGCUGUUCUAUCUGACCACAACGUUGUCCGCCGCCAUCUUGGGCAUGGUCCUUGUUUCCUCCAUUAGGCCAGGGAAGACUGACAAUCCAACUGGCAAUAAAUCAGAUCCGAAUCCCUACACGACCAGAGACUCCUUUUUAGAUUUAAUCAGGAGCUGUUUUCCCAGUAACCUUGUUGAGGCAACAUUUCGUCAGAAAAAGACUUACUACAAAACAGAUCCUGGCAAGUAUGAAUACCGCAAUGUGACUGGUAACUCUACAAAACUUGAAGAGAAUGAGGGAAUUUUGCAGACCAAUACAACAAACAUAACCACUAUAUUCAAAGAGAUAUAUCCACCCUCUAAUACAAUAUUUGCCGGAGUUGCUACUAACCCCACAGGGGGCAUGAACAUUCUUGGUUUGGCUGUGUUCUCCAUUGUGUUUGGUGUUGUACUUGGGAAGAUGGGUGUGAGAGCCAAACCUUUGACUGCCUUCUUUUCCUCCCUUAAUGAUGCUGUUAUGAUCCUGGUGACACUUAUCAUGUGGUAUGCACCAAUCGGUAUUUGCAGUUUGAUCGCUCAGCGAGUGGCCAGCAUGGAGGAUAUUGGAAAAGAACUCGAGCGCUUAGCCUUGUUCAUCGUAACAGUUAUGGUCGGUCUUACCAUCCAUGCUUUCAUCAUUCUCCCGCUUAUUUUCUUUGUGGUGCGAAGGACCAAUCCUUUUAUUUUCAUGUACAAAAUGAGAGAUGCUUUUAUGACCGCAUUUGGCAUCAGCUCGAGUGCGGCAACUCUGCCUACCACCAUACGCUGCCUUGAAGAAAACAACAAAGUGGACCCGCGCAUAAGCAAGUUUGUUUUGCCGCUGGGUGCGACUGUGAAUAUGGACGGCGCAGCUCUGUAUGAGGCUAUUGCUGCCAUCUUCAUUGCUCAGCUGAACGACUAUGAUUUGUCAGGAGGCAAAAUAGUCGCCAUUUGUCUUACAGCAACUGCGAUCGCAAUUGGUGCCGCUGGCAUUCCUUCAGCGGGCUCAAUUACCACCAUCAUUGUUUUGCAAGCUGUUGGACUGCCGCUGGAUGACAUCGGGCUCAUUAUGGCUGUUGAUUGGUUCCUGGAUCGAUUCCGUACCACGGUUAAUGUUUUGGGUGACUCUAUCGGCGCUGGUGUAGUGGAACAUCUGUCACGUGACGAUCUGCUCAAGUAUGAUGUCAAUGGCAAAGUGGGUGACCGCGUCCCUCUCAGUAACGGGGGGAAACUGGAUGACCCUGAUCAACUCGUGGUCACCUCCUCUUUGUAACUCAGUCUGUUGUUAGACGAUAUUAGUUCACUUGUAGCUUAGAUACAUUUAAUCGCACGUUCUGUAUGAUGGUUAGUUAGGUCGGACGGGGAAGCUCCUAGGCACUGUGCAGAACGCUUGUCAUAUAUUAACCGUUUAACAUAAAAAGCAAAUAGUAUGGCUUCACCGGGAUGUUUUAGGUAAAUAUAGGCCUUUGAUAUUUCAAAAUAAAAUAACUUUAGCUUUGGCUUUGGCUUAUGGCCAAGUAUAAACAUAGAACUACCUCAUGUUAGCUUGAAUAUUUCACCAACAUAGGAAAUUUGUAGCUGAUUGUAGUGAAUUUUUUAAAAUAAUAAUCUAAACAAUACGAAUUUAAGUAAAAACAUUGGUACACCAUUUUUCAUUUUACACGUUGUUCCGUGACCCUGAGGGUAAACAUUUUUCUUGAGGAAUGCAAUGAUUUAUCCAAAACCAAGAUCAUCAUGUUGUCGAUUUAUAUUCUAAGGUCCAUUGGAAAUGUUGAAAUCGUUCAAAUUGAUCAUAUCUACAUCUCCCCAUUAAAGGGGCAGUAAUCCAAAAAUAACUUGUUUGAGAUUGAUAAGAUUGUCCAACGAGGACGGCCUAUAUUGAUUCGUCAGUCCCUUAGGUUCAUCAUUUCUCUUUUUUUAGGGGGUGCGCAUGGUUCAUUUGGUUCUUAAUUCCCUCUUGUCGGGAAAGCUGAAACUCUUAUAAGUUUAUAGUGAAAGUAUGGAUCAAUGUCCGUAUUUGAGCACCUACACACCUAUCCCUCCCCUAACCCAACAUUACCCUGAACUUGUUAUCAGCUGACUGUUGUUGGGUCAGGGGAGGGGUGGGGUGCUCAGUUGCUCAGAUACGGUCAUUGAUACGAAAGUAUUUUCAACUUGCGAAAAGAUCCAUGUCCUUAUGUUUAUUCGUAUAUAGAUCUCAUAUUCCUACAGUAAAUUUUGCGCAAUGACGGUACGAAAGUUGCGUUUAGCUUAGAACUUAUUUACAUUAAGAGUUGAGUAUGUUCAGUAGAAGAAGCGUUAAAUGGUACUUAGAGUAUAAAGGGUUCCUUAUCAAUCGUUACGGCUUGAUUGGUUGUCUUAUACUUUUUGCUUUGUAGCGCUUUGUAGCGCUUUGUCAGGCUUUCAACGAAGUCAAUAAAAGUAAAACAGCUCUGCUGUUAGGUAGUUUCAA